Messenger RNA from Chanos chanos (milkfish), 2386 nucleotides. It is a transcript of the gene ecel1, whose product is annotated as endothelin converting enzyme-like 1. The record is from RefSeq and is a predicted model, not a curated record. The coding region runs from base 1 to 2373 and encodes 790 amino acids. Gene Ontology annotation, molecular function: metalloendopeptidase activity. Lineage: Eukaryota; Metazoa; Chordata; Actinopteri; Gonorynchiformes; Chanidae. Gene Ontology annotation, cellular component: plasma membrane. The transcript is spliced from 18 exons. Gene Ontology annotation, biological process: protein processing.
AUGGAAAAAACCUAUUCUUUGACAGCACACUAUGACGAGUUCCAAGAGGUGAAGUACGGCAGUCGCUACAGCAGCAGCACGCUUAGCAACGGGAUGACUCUGCAUCUCGGCGGGUCUUUGGACCGGAGCGGGCGUAUCAAGGGGCGGGACAAAGCGCUGGGCGUGUCCGGGGGCAGGACGGCGGCCCGCUGGAGCCGGCGGGAGAUCUGCCUGUUGUCGGCGCUGGUGUUUGUGGUGGGCGUGUGUCUCAUCCUGGGCUGCAUGCUGACCCUCAAAUUCCUCUCGCCGGAGGCUCAGGACACGCACUGUCGGCAGGACUGCGAGAAGAGGCGGAGCUUGCUCCGGGCCGCGCGAUUCGUCCAGGGCAACAUCGACCCGACCGUUCAGCCGUGUCACGACUUUUACAGUUUCGCUUGCGGAGGAUGGCUCCGUCGCCACGGGAUACCGGAGGACAAAUUGAGUUAUGGGAUUAUCACGGCCAUCGGAGAGCAGAAUCAGGAGAAGCUGCAGCGCCUCCUGCUGGACCCUGUGAAGAGACGAGGACCUAAUAGUGCAGAGAGGAAGGUGAAGGAGUUCUAUCGCUCCUGUGUGAACAUUAAGGAAAUCAAUCGGCUGGGGGCGGGGCCUAUGCUGGAUGUGAUUGACAGUUGUGGUGGGUGGGACUUGUCAGGAGUCCCGGCCCCGGGUGCAGGUUGGGAGAGUGCCUCUGGACCAGUGAGGCCUGACUUUAAUGAGAUGCUGUAUAGGACCCAGGGAGUGUACAGCACAGCUGUCUUCUUCUCCCUCACAGUUAACGUGGACGACAAGAACUCCUCUCGCAAUGCCAUCAGGAUUGAUCAGGAGGGUUUGACACUGCCUGAGAGAACUUUAUACCUGGGGCAAGAUGAAGACAGCGUAAAGAUCCUGUCUGCCUAUAAGUCGCUGAUGGAGAGGCUGCUGAGCAUGCUGGGAGCUCACAAUGCCACGCAGAAAUCGGCUGAGAUCCUACAACUGGAAACACAGCUGGCUAAUAUUACUGUGUCUGAGUUUGAGGACCAAAGGAAAGACAUAAACAGCAUGUACAACCGAAUCACAAUGACACAGCUUCAACAGAUGGCACCCAACUUGCACUGGAAGCGUUUGCUGGACCGUAUUUUUCAAGACAACUUUUCUGAAGAUGAAGAGAUAGUUGUUUUGGCGACAGACUACAUGCAGAAAGUCUCUGAUAUCAUCAAAAUCACGUCUAAAAGAGUUCUUCAUAACUACAUGCUGUGGCGUAUCGUGGCGGCGUUGAGCGAGCAUUUGUCCACGGCAUUUCGAAGUACGAUCCAUGAGUUUUCCCGGGAGAUCGAUGGUACGGAGCGUCAGCUGGAGUUGGGAAAACUCUGUCUCACUCAGACCAACAAACACUUCGGCAUGGCCCUGGGUGCCCUGUUCGUCCAACAACACUUCUCCUCCAAAAGCAAAGCCAAGGUACAGGAGCUGGUAGAGGACAUUAAACAUGCACUGGACCUCAGACUGCAGGAGUUGGACUGGAUGGAUGAGACAACCAAAGAGGCAGCCAGAGCUAAAUUGCAGCACAUGAUGGUGAUGACUGGUUAUCCAGAUUUCCUGCUAAAGCCAGAACUCAUUGACCAAGAGUAUGGGUUUGAUGUGAAUGAGAAAACCUACUUUAAGAACAUCCUGAGCAGCAUCAAAUAUAACAUCAAACUGUCAGUUAAAAAAAUUCACAAAGAAGUGGACAAGACCACGUGGCUCCUUCCACCACAAGCUCUGAAUGCUUAUUAUUUACCAAACAAGAACCAGAUGGUCUUUCCUGCAGGAAUACUUCAGCCGACCCUCUACGACCCGGAGUUCCCACAGUCUUUGAACUAUGGGGGGAUCGGGGCCAUUAUUGGACAUGAACUGACCCAUGGUUAUGACGACUGGGGUGGUCAGUAUGAUCGUUAUGGAAACCUGAAGCAGUGGUGGACUGAGGAGUCAUACAGGAAGUUUCAGAAGAAAGCGGAAUGUAUCGUGAAACUGUAUGACAAUUUCACAGUCUACAAUCAGAGGGUGAACGGUCGAUUAACCCUGGGAGAAAACAUAGCUGAUUUGGGAGGGCUGAAGCUGUCUUAUUAUGCGUAUCAGAAGUGGGUCAGGGAUCAUGGGCCUGAGAGACCUCUACCUGGACUCAAAUACACUCAUGAGCAGCUCCUCUUCAUCGCUUUUGCACAGAACUGGUGCAUGAAGAGGCGGUCUCAGUCCAUAUACCUCCAGUUACUGACUGACAAACAUGCACCUGAACACUACAGGGUCAUCGGCAGCGUCUCACAGUUUGACGAGUUCGGACGAGUGUUCCACUGUCCGAAGGGCUCGCCCAUGCACCCGGUCGACAAGUGUUCCGUCUGGUGACCUUUCGACCUUC